AUGAGAUCAACAAUUCUAUUAGUUACUUUAUUCGUUAUUAUUUCAACUUUGUUUAGUCAUUCAAAUGGACAAAAGGGAUGUGUAAAGUUACCAUCUGGAAAGAAUAGUACAAUGCCACAAAUGAAUUCUGUUUGUUUUGUAGUUCCAGUAUCUUCUGGAUCAUCGGGAGCAACAACAUUCAACUACAACAUUGAUAUUGAUUCUAAUGACUUUUAUGGCAUCUAUGUUGGAACUACUACAUCCAAGAAUAACAAAUGCAACAACAACAAUUUCAACCCAAUUGACAAAGGUUUAGGUCCCGGUCAUGUUAAUGUUAACAGUACCUCUGAACCUCUUCCAAAGGGGUCUCGUGCAGCCUAUAUGAUUGCUUGUGACAAUCAAACACAACCAUGCAACAUUGAAAUUGUUGGUGGUACAGUUUGUUACCAAUAA
Molecule: messenger RNA, 432 nt
Organism: Cavenderia fasciculata
Lineage: Eukaryota; Evosea; Eumycetozoa; Acytosteliales; Cavenderiaceae
Exons: 2
Coding region: 1-432 (143 amino acids)
Source: RefSeq, a predicted model, not a curated record